This is a messenger RNA of Adelges cooleyi (spruce gall adelgid), 636 nucleotides long. RefSeq lists its product as uncharacterized. Lineage: Eukaryota; Metazoa; Arthropoda; Insecta; Hemiptera; Adelgidae. The transcript has 5 exons. Bases 1 to 636 code for a protein of 211 amino acids. The record is from RefSeq and is a predicted model, not a curated record.
AUGGCCUUCAAGUUUAGUAUUUUGAUACUAUCUUUUAUCAUAGUGGUUAAUUUUGUGCCGGGACAUACUGAAAAAAAAGUUUUAAGAAAAUCUUAUGAUUUUGUUCGUGAACAUUAUGAUUUUGGUUUUUGUAAGUCCGAAUUUUUAGAUUUUGCAGGUAAAGAUGAAAAUUUAGAAUGUGUAAAAGAAUAUUGGAGAGAGAAUUCAGUUUCAUUAGGAGACCAAGAUGAAAUAAUGCCAGACGAAUUUAUGAACCUCGUGUAUUGGAUUUGCAAAAAACAAGGGUAUUCUGUACAAGAAUUCCUUGACAUGAGCAUGCGAAAUAUGAUUGUAGCAGCUGAAGUCAUACACAAAGCUUACAAUUUCACUCUAGAGAAAUACAAUGGCGGAGAAGGAAUUGGUGAAUUCCAGUUUAUAGAAUUUUUGGGUGCUAAUAAUUCACAAUAUGUAAAAGAAUAUUGGAGAAAAAAUUCAGUUCCACCAAAAGAUCAAGAUAUGAUAUAUUUUAAGGAAUUCAAGACAAUCGUAUAUGCGAUUUGUACCCAACGGGGUUUUUUUGUAUUUGACUUUCUCGACAAGCGAAUGAAAGUAGCAACAAAAGAUCCCAGUCUAGCUGUAGAAAUUAGUAUUGUUUAA